GCGAGCGGGCACUGAUUGGGCCGUUUGAACAGCGCCUGGCGGGAGCGCAUCGGAACUCGCAGCGGCUCCGCGGGCCUUUCCGGAGCGCUGCGACCUAGCUGCCGAGUGCGGUGCCCUCUUCACCUGGCCGAGCCCCGCGUCCCUGGCGUGUGGGGCGCAAGAAACCUGGUACCAUGGAGGCAGCGAGAGGGAAGACACCUAAGAAACCAGCAGUGAAGAAAGGGUUCCCGAGGAACCUCAAAGAGCCAGUUGGGGUGUACUGCAGGGUGCGGCCCCUGAGCUUCCCUGACCAAGAGUGCAGCUGCAUUGAGGUCAUCAGCAGCACCACAGUGCAGUUUCACCCUCCCGAGGGCUACUACAAAGUAAACCGGACUGGGAACGACAAGGAGACUCAGUACUCCUUUAAGCAAGUGUUCGGCUCUUACACCACCCAGCAGGAGCUUUUUGAUACUGUGGCGAAGCCCUUAGUGGAUGACCUCAUUCAUGGCAAAAAUGGUCUGCUCUUUACGUAUGGCGUGACGGGAAGUGGGAAAACGCACACCAUGACGGGGUCUCCGGGGGAAGCAGGGCUGCUUCCACGGUGCUUAAAGAUGAUCUUCAACAGCAUAGGUCCAUAUCAGGCCAAACGCUAUGUUUUUAAAUCUAAUGAUAGGAAUAGCAUGGAGAUUCAGUGUGAGGUGGAUGCCUUAUUAGAACGGCAGAAACGAGAAGCCACACCCAACCCCAAGACCCCGUCCGCCAAGCGACAAGUAGAUCCAGACUUUGCAGAUAUAAUAAAUGUCCAAGAAUGUUGCAAAGUAGAUCAGGUGGAUGAAGACUGCGUCUACGGUGUAUUCGUCUCUUACAUUGAAAUAUAUAAUAAUUACAUUUAUGAUCUCCUGGAGGAGGUGCCAUUUGAUCCAAUAAAGACCAGGCUGCCUCAAUCUAAGAUUCUGCGUGAAGACAAGAACCACAACAUGUAUGUUGCAGGAUGCACUCAGGUGGAAGUGAAAUCUACUGAGGAGGCUUUUGAAGUCUUCUGGAGAGGUCAGACCAAAAGACGCAUUGCUAACACACACUUGAACCAGGAGUCCAGCCGUUCCCACAGUGUGUUCAACAUUAAGCUGGUGAAGGCUCCGCUGGAUGCAGACGGGGACAACGUCCUGCAGGAAAAAGAACACAUCAUGGUAAGCCAGCUGUUCUUGGUAGAUCUUGCUGGCAGUGAAAGAACUAACCGGACCAAAGCAGAAGGGAACAGACUGCGGGAAGCAGGUAACAUUAAUCAGUCACUGAUGAAGCUAAGAACGUGUAUGGAGAUCCUGAGAGAGAACCAGAUGUACGGAAUGAACAAGAUGGUUCCGUAUCGAGAUUCAAAGUUAACCCAUCUGUUCAAGAACUAUUUUGAUGGAGAAGGAAAAGUACGUAUGAUCGUGUGUGUGAAUCCAAAGACCACUGACUACGAAGAAAACCUGCAAGUGAUGAGAUUUGCAGAAGUGACCCAAGAGGUGGAAGUCACCAGAGCGGUAGACAAGACCACAUACGGCUUACUGUCCGGGAGACGAUUCAGAAACCAGAUACGAGGAGGCCUAAUUGGAGACGAAGCUUUGGUCAGCGAGGUGGGUCUACAGAGUUUUCCACCUUUGCCGCUGUGUGAGAUUUUGGACAUCAAUGAUGAGCAGACCCUCCCAAGACUGAUCGAGAGCUUGGAGAAGCGACAUCAGCUGCGACAAAUGAUGACCGAUGAGUUUACCAGACAAGCUAAUGCUUUCAGUGCUUUGUUACAAGAAUUUGAAAAUGCUGUUAGAAAUAAAGAAAACUAUAGUCAAGGACAACUAAGUGAAAAAGAAAGGCUGAUUUCAGGACAGAAUUUGGAAAUCGAACGGCUGGAAAAGAAGAACAAGACACUGGAACACAAGGUUGAGAUUUUAGAGAAAACCGCUUCUAUCUAUGAAAAAGACAAGCGGAAUCUGCAACAAGAACUUGAAACCCAGAAUCAGCAACUUCAGCGACACAUUUCCGAGCAGUGCAGGCUGGAAACCAGGUUACAAGGCAUGGUGGCCGAAAUGACCACGAAGUGGCAGAAAGAAUGCGACCGUCGCGUGGCAGCCACACAGCUUGAAAUGCAAAACCAGCUCUGGGUCAAGGAUGAAAAACUGAAACAGCUGAAAGCUAUUGUUACUGAGCCCAAAAUGGAGAAACCACAGAGACCCUCUCGGGAGCGGGACCGGGUCCAAGACAAGGCCGCUCGCAGAUCGGCUUCUGCAUCGCCGGCCCUCGCUAGUAACUAUAUCGCUCAGAUUGCCAACGGCCAGCAACUCCUGAGUCAGCCACAGCUGCGUAGGCGCUCCAGCUCUUGGAGCAGUAUUUCUGUGGCUUCCUGUGUAUCGGAAUGGGAGCAGAAAAUUCCUGCGUUCGGCACACCUGGCAAUGUCACAUCUAUUGUGAGGCGUAGGCAGCAGGAGCCAGAACAAAGUAAAACUUGUUUGAUGUCAGACAGAAGGCGAGGGAUGUACUGGACGGAAGGCAGGGAGGUGGUUCCUACGUUCAGGAACGAGAUAGACGCCCAGGAGGAUCCGUGCUGCAGGAACGCACCACCCAUUGGGGUCCGACGCAGACGAUCCCGCUCUGCAGGGGAGCGAUGGGUAGAUCAUAAGCCCGCCUCUAACGUGCACAACGAGACAGUCAUGCAGCCACAGGUGGCCCGUGCCAUCACGGUGUCUGUUCCCAGUGAAAAGGCGCUAGCUAAGUGUGAGAAGUACAUGCUGACCCACCAGGAACUAGCCUCCGAUGGGGAGAUUGAGACUAAGCUAAUUAAGGGUGAUGUGUAUAAAACAAGGGGUGGCGGCCAAGCUGUUCAGUUUACUGGUAUCGAGACCUUAAAACAACAGUCACCAGGCGGAUGCACGCAUAGCCGUGGCGUCCUGUUGCUUUUCAGCAAUCGAAAGCGAAGUUUGUCAGCGGCAGCAGCGCUUGCUCAACCGGAUGGCCUGGAGUCUGAACUGACCGACGUAGAGACACGGUGCUCCAUGGCUGUGGAGAUGAGAGCAGGCUCUCAGCUGGGACCGGGGUACCAGCACCACGCACAACCCAAGCGCAAGAAACCAUGAACUCCCUAUCCCAGCAGCAAAAGAAUGUUGUCUUUGUGUUGAUUUCUCUAGCGACGUGCAGAUGCUGUCUUCUGGGUUGUCUUGUGCAGCAUGGUGGGCCUUGGUGACAUCAGAUACUGACCCAGAAUCAGCGUCUUUCACGGUUCCAAAUCCAGGAUCCAGAGGCUCUGUGUUUUAUAGCUCUUGCUGUAUUUAAUAUUACUAGCAGAGGAAUUCUUCCUCCUUUUUUAUAUAUAUAUAUAUAUAUAUAUGUAUAUGUAUGAACUAUUUUUGUAAUGCUCUUUUGUAUAUUUUUGUACACUUACAGCUCUGGUAUUUUAAGCAGGUGUUCAUCUUGGCAGUUAAGGAAGCACAUAUUAUAUCUAGAACACACCUCACUUUUUAUUGUCUUUCCCAGCUCUUGUCUGAGUAUCUCUCAAAUGCUGCUAUCGAUUAGUUGCAAAAAUGCACUUUAGACAUAUCUGACAAGUGAGACUUGCAAGAUAAGGACAUCGGGAUGGGGCCAAUGAUAAAAGCCUUGUAGGAAGUUGGUGAGAAGUGUGUGUGUAAACAUUGUUUGUGAUACUUACAUACACCAAGAGAACUGAAAUAAAAAGCACUGGUAAAAAAGUGA
Molecule: messenger RNA, 3699 nt
Organism: Cavia porcellus (domestic guinea pig)
Lineage: Eukaryota; Metazoa; Chordata; Mammalia; Rodentia; Caviidae
Gene: Kif23
Product: kinesin family member 23
Exons: 23
Coding region: 174-3086 (970 amino acids)
Biological process (GO): mitotic spindle midzone assembly; microtubule-based movement
Cellular component (GO): microtubule; nucleus; kinesin complex
Molecular function (GO): microtubule motor activity; ATP hydrolysis activity; ATP binding
Source: RefSeq, a predicted model, not a curated record